UUUCCCCUUUAUAUCUUUCUCUCCUUAUUUGUGCCAUCUCAAUUUUUCAUUCCACAUUUCAUUUGCUAGUUACCACAUUUCUUACAAUCUAUUCUGAUCGAUUGCUAUUCUUCUCACCCAUUUAUGCCAUAUCAUGUCUUGUUUUGCAUCGAAACUUUCUGGAUUCCGGUGGCUUCAAACCAUUCCCUUUCGGAACCUCUGUGUCGGGUGCAAUGGCGGUCAUUAACUUUUUUUUUUUCUUUCAAUUUCUGCUUUCUAUUUUUUUCUUAAACAUGCCCCGGGUUUUACUUUUAGUUAAAUUUUCAUAAGAGUUGGCCUUUUCCGUGAAAUUUAGAAUUGUACUGUUUCCAGUCUAUUGAACAUCAGAAAUCAGAAUCCAUCAUUUUCGUUUUUCCGUUGUUCAAUUGAAGAUUAAAGAGGGAAUGAACUUGGUUAGACGUGAUUGAGGGGACAAGUCCUUUUCAGCAGGAUUAGAGGGAAGAGACUAAAAAUGGUGAAAUCAACAUAUGAAACAUUUUCAAAGGAUUUUGUAAUGGGAGGAGCAGCAGCAAUCAUAUCAAAGACUGCUGCAGCACCAAUUGAGAGAGUAAAGCUUUUAUUGCAAAACCAAGGUGAAAUGAUUAAAAGAGGACAGCUCAAAAGACCAUACUUGGGCGUGUCUGAUGGCUUUAAGAGGGUCUUCAUGGAGGAGGGUUUGAUUGCCUUUUGGAGAGGUCACCAGGCCAAUGUUAUCCGAUACUUUCCCACACAAGCUUUCAAUUUUGCAUUCAAAGGUUACUUCAAAAGCAUUUUUGGGUGUUCCAAAGAGAGAGACGGGUACAUUAAGUGGUUUACUGGGAAUGUGGCUUCAGGCAGUGCUGCAGGAGCAACAACUUCACUUCUACUAUAUCAUUUAGAUUAUGCACGUACACGAUUGGGCACCGAUGCAAUAGAGUGCCGCGAUACCAGUCAGCGACAGUUCAAAGGACUAAUUGAUGUAUAUAGGAAGACCUUAUCAAGUGAUGGAUUUGCUGGAUUGUACAGGGGAUUUGGCAUUUCUAUAUGGGGAAUUGCCAUGUAUCGAGGGAUGUACUUUGGGAUCUAUGACACCAUGAAGCCUAUUGUUUUAGUUGGGCCAUUUGAGGGGAACUUUCUUGCUAGUUUCUUCUUAGGGUGGAGCAUCACAACUUUUUCAGGGGUUUGUGCAUACCCUUUUGAUACAUUGCGGAGGAGAAUGAUGCUUACCUCUGGACAUCCAAACAAGUACCGUAAUUCAAUACAUGCAUUUCGUAAUAUUGUUGGACAAGAGGGUUUCUCAGCUCUAUUUCGAGGAGUUACAGCAAACAUGCUUCUUGGUAUCGCAGGAGCUGGGGUGCUUGCUGGAUAUGAUCAGCUGAAUAGCAUCUCAUCCAGACAUAGUCACUAUAACGAGACAAAUCAAAGAGUUUUGAAAUGAAUGGCGGAUUUUGUAAAGGAGAAAACGAUAGUAUAGAAAAGGAAAAUUCAUCAUCUAGAAUGAAUAUUAUGCCUGUUUGUUUCCAAGGAUUGAUCUGAAGGAUCAUAACGGAGGUAUUUGUUCUGUAAAGUUUAAACUGAUCUAUAGUUCCAUAAGUAAUCACAUUUAUCAUGUCCAAAAGUUAUGUGGUUUCUUGAAGGGAGUAUUGCAUUUUGGGACCUUAAAAGUCAUAUUUAUCUUAUAGAAUGAAUACUGGGGUAUUGAUUCUAAAAAUCUGGUCUCAAGGACCAUGAAUGGAGAAACUUUUGGACAUGGUGGCCAAAGGCAUUUGUUCUUGAACCGAACGGGUUCGAUCCUUGAACAAGGUAUACUUGAUUUUUAGGUCCUUUAAAUAAAUUCUGCCCUUUUAGUGGUGAAGUUUAGAUUUGAUAGAUUUUACUGCCUCAAUGUAAAUGUAACUUUUGAUGUUUAUUUAUCUUGGGAUUGGAUUGGUUCAAGCAUAGGGAAAUGCUAUUUAAUAACUUUUUAGGGUUGCAAAAGCAGUCAACCCACCUGUCUGUAUAUAAAGAAUGGUGUUCAUAUGGAGUA
Molecule: messenger RNA, 2023 nt
Organism: Vigna unguiculata (cowpea)
Lineage: Eukaryota; Viridiplantae; Streptophyta; Magnoliopsida; Fabales; Fabaceae
Gene: ER-ANT1
Product: endoplasmic reticulum-adenine nucleotide transporter 1
Biological process (GO): mitochondrial ADP transmembrane transport; mitochondrial ATP transmembrane transport
Cellular component (GO): mitochondrial inner membrane
Molecular function (GO): ATP:ADP antiporter activity
Source: RefSeq, a predicted model, not a curated record